AAAGCCUCAAUCUGAGACGCUCGACGCUUCAGAAGAAGAAAAAAACAGACCCAAUCCAGCGCUCCGCGGCCGCCGAGAGCUCCCGGCGAGCGCCACCCAUGCUGCGCGUCCUCGUAUCCACCCUCCCCGCCCUCCGCCCGCUCCUCCGGCGCCAGCCUCUGCUAAACCCUAAACCCCUCACUCGCUCUCGCCUGCCGCAGCGGGCGUUCUGCGCGCUAUCGUCCUCCGCGCCUCCCGCCACCCCGGCGCCCAGCGCCGCGGGGGCGGGAGAGGCGGUUGAAGUGGAGGAGCACCUGACGCGGUGCGCGGCGGCGAGCCGGGCGCCGUUGCGGGUCGCGGUGCUGGUGAGCGGUGGGGUGGACAGUAGCAUCGCGCUCCGCCUCCUCCACGCCGCCGGCCACCGCUGCACCGCGUUCUACCUUAAGAUUUGGUUCCAGGAAGAUUUCAGGAACUUUUGGUCCGAGUGCCCGUGGGACGAGGAUUUAAAGUAUGCGCAAGCUGUUUGUGACAAGAUUGAUGUGCCAUUGGAGGUGGUUCAUCUGUCCGAUGAGUAUUGGAACCAUGUGGUAUCUCACAUCAUCAAUGAGUAUCGCUGCGGCCGCACACCAAAUCCUGAUGUUCUUUGCAAUACAAGAAUAAAGUUUGGGGCUUUCUUAGAAGCUAUUGAAAAUCUGGGAUUUGACUACAUAGCUUCAGGACAUUAUGCACAUGUAAUCCAUCCUUCUGAUGAAAAUACUGAGGCGCCAUCGCUACUACAAUUAUCAAAGGAUAAGAUCAAAGAUCAGACCUAUUUUCUCUCUCAUCUAUCUCAGUCUCAACUAAGAAGGCUUCUUUUCCCGCUAGGAUGUAUGAAAAAGGAUGAGGUGCGCAGACUGGCUGCUCAAAUGGGCCUUCCUAAUCAAGGUAGAAAGGACUCACAAGGGAUAUGCUUUCUUGGAAAGGUUAAGUUUAGUGAGUUUGUUGAAAGACAUAUAGGUGAGAUGGAGGGAAUUAUAUUGGAAGCUGAAUCCGGAGAUUACCUAGGUAACCACCGGGGGUUUUGGUUCUAUACAAUUGGUCAACGACAAGGAUUGCGGCUUGCUGGAGGACCUUGGUAUGUAGUUGAGAAAGAUGUUCAAAACAAUGUGGUUUUCGUAUCAAGGAAUUACUAUUCGCUGGAUAAGCGGAGGCGCAGAUUUCAUGUUGGAUCACUAAACUGGUUUGAUGAUUCUGGUCCUGGAAACAGUGAACAACUUAAAUGCAAGGUGCGGCAUAGCCCUGAAUUCCAUGAUUGCGUGGUGACAAAAGGGCAUACCGAAGAAAAUGGAGAUGUUUUGGUGGUGCACCUCUCUGAAGAUGACCAGGGAUUAGCAGCUGGUCAGUUUGGAGCGUUUUACCGCGAAGACUUAUGCCUGGGUUCAGGCAUAAUUUUGGAUUCGUGGGAUGAGAUGAGCUUUCCCGUCUGCUCAAGGGCACUUGAAAUCGCUAAAUUGGAGGACAAGUCGAGCCUAGGGAAGCCAGUAAGAAUCAUGAACUUGGAGCACAUAGUGAAAUCAGAACAGGAGGCAAUCAAAGUGGCCUGACGGUACCCAGCUGAUCCUACAAAGCUAUACACUGGCAGUUUCGCGAGCCCUGUCGAAGUGUCAAUUCAGGAAAGACCGAAAGAGGGAACCCGGGGUGUUCCGGAAACUAUCGUUGUGCUGCCCCCAAGCCGGGAACUCCAGGUCUUUGUUGGAAAGAUGGCGGUGGCAUGCUGUUGGGGAGCUUGCGUUUCAGAAGAGCAGUGCUCGACUGGUAGAAUGAAUAAUAUUCUGUGAGAGGGAAUAAGUCGUAAUAAGCCAGCCGAGCACUGUUCAUUGGGCCAGCCGAACAGGCUCAAGCUUUGCUUCCGGAUAGAACCGGUUUUCUGGCGUCCUCAUCCAUGCAAGGAUGAAAGGUUGAUUGGUUGACCUGACAUCGACAUAGAUCGUUGACAGUUAUUUCCCGAUCUGGCGGGAAACCACACGAUGGUUUGGGCCCGCCCUCUCCUGGGUCGAAGGAUCUGGAUUCAUUAGCCAGCAGUGGUGCGGUAAACUAAUGCAGGGAGGUCGUUGCGUUGUAUGAUACUGAUACGACUUUGUAACUUGCAUAAAUCGUGAGGAUAACGUCGGCGCGUGAUUCAACGGUACUGGCCAUUAGACAAAUCAUGCGUGGAUCGAAA
Molecule: messenger RNA, 2179 nt
Organism: Panicum virgatum (switchgrass)
Lineage: Eukaryota; Viridiplantae; Streptophyta; Magnoliopsida; Poales; Poaceae
Product: tRNA-specific 2-thiouridylase MnmA-like
Exons: 10
Coding region: 99-1562 (487 amino acids)
Biological process (GO): tRNA processing
Molecular function (GO): sulfurtransferase activity
Source: RefSeq, a predicted model, not a curated record